Molecule: messenger RNA, 591 nt
Organism: Arachis ipaensis
Lineage: Eukaryota; Viridiplantae; Streptophyta; Magnoliopsida; Fabales; Fabaceae
Product: berberine bridge enzyme-like 22
Molecular function (GO): FAD binding; oxidoreductase activity
Source: RefSeq, a predicted model, not a curated record
AUGAGUUGGAUUGAGUCAACAGUGUACUUUGCGGGAUACAGAAUAUGGGAACCAGCACAAGUGUUGCUCAACAGAAUCACCACUUACAAGAGCUCCUUCAAGGCCAAGUCUGACUUUGUGAUGGAUCCUAUACCGGAAAUUGGGCUACAAGGGAUUUGGAAUUUGCUUCUAAGAGAAGAUGCAUUGGCAUUGCUAAUAAUGGAUCCCUACGGUGGUAGGAUGAAUGAGAUAUCAGAAUAUGAAAUCCCUUUUCCACACAGGAAGGGAAACUUGUACAACAUACAGUACUUGGUUAAGUGGGAUGACAACAGCAUUCAAGCAUCCAAUAGGCAUGUAAAUUGGAUGAGAAUGCUUCAUAGCUAUAUGACUCCAUAUGUUUCAAGAUCCCCAAGAGCUGCAUAUGCCAACUAUAGGGAUCUUGAUUUAGGUAGAAACCGCAAUCAUCAUACUCCUAACACAAGCUACUCAGAAGCAAGUGUUUGGGGUUUGAAGUACUUCAAGGGAAACUUCAAGAGAUUGGCACAAAUUAAGACAAGGGUUGAUCCCCAUAACUUUUUCAGGAAUGAACAGAGUAUUCCUAUCUUAAACUGA